AUGCAAGUUAACAGCGUACCUGUUACUGCUACGCGUAUCGCUGCUGCAACAAAAGGAGAUACAACUUUGGCACGCGUAAUGGAAUUUACCCGAAGUGGAUGGCCAAAUGUGGAAAUGGGAGAUGAACUUAAACCAUAUCACAGAAUUUGUGAUGAACUGACCAUUGAGGAAGGAUGCUUACUCAGAGGAGUACGAGUAAUCAUUUCGAACCAAUAUCAAAGUGAAAUAUUAGAUGAACUGCAUAGCAACCAUCCAGGAAUUGUUAGAAUGAAAUCCCUGGCUCGGUUACAUGCAUGGUGGCCAAACAUGGAUGUGGAUAUUGAACGGAAAAAGUCGGGCUAUGAGGCAUGUCAGAAAGUACUACCAAAUGCACCGAAAUCUCCUGCAAACCCUUGGAGAUGGCCGUCGGCACCAUGGAACCGUAUUCAUAUCGAUUUUGCUGGACCAUUCAUGAGUGAAAUGUUCAUGGUAGUGGUCGAUGCACAUUCAAAGUGGUUAGAUGUGAUACGCAUGUCUUCCACGACCACAGCCAGUACUAUCAACGCGUUGAGGUUUCUAUUCGCGUCGUAUGGUUUACCCAUAGAACUAGUUUCAGAUAAUGGACCGCAAUUUACUGCAGCAGAGUUUGCCACAUUCUUGAAAGAAAAUGGAGUACGUCAUAUACUUUCUGCACCUUAUCACCCCAGCUCAAACGGCGAGGCAGAGAGAGCUGUACGUACAUUCAAGCAAGCUAUGAAAUCCCUGGUUCAGUCAGAUAGUAGUCUAAACCAGAAACUUGCUUCGUUUUUGUUGUCGUACCGUACAACACCACAUAGUCUCACCAAGACUCCACCCAGUGAACUAUUCUUGGGAAGGAAGUUGAGGACCAGGUUGGAUAUUAUGCGUCCGGAUCUUUCUGGGAAAACUCAACAAAAGACUACACCAACAGAGUCAAAAACACGAUUGUUCGAAAUUGGUGACAUUGUCAUUACUCGCGACUACCAUGGAAACCCACGGAAACCUUCAUGGAUCAAAGGUAUUGUUAUCCGCAAGCUAGGACCAAUGACAUAUACCAUUCAGGUGGACAACCUUAUAUGGAAAAGACAUGUGGAUCAAAUACGUACAUGUGAUCCAGCUUGUAACUUUGAACCAAGAGAGCAAGCAGUUCCAGACACUCAAAAUUCUCUGGACAGUCUUCCAGGUAUCUUACCUAAUCCAACCAUUGGUACUCAGAGGAUUCCUUCAGCAGAUUGUCCAAUUCGGAUUCAAACCAGUGAAGUAACUACUACUACACCAGAGACUGAUCAGACUGAUCCAUCGACCAAUGUGACACACGAACAUCGCUAUCCGCGUCGUGAUAUAAUCAAACCAUCGCGUCUGAUUGAAAACUGUUAA
This is a messenger RNA of Pecten maximus, 1374 nucleotides long. RefSeq lists its product as uncharacterized. The record is from RefSeq and is a predicted model, not a curated record. NCBI's taxonomy places the organism in Eukaryota, Metazoa, Mollusca, Bivalvia, Pectinida, Pectinidae. Gene Ontology annotation, molecular function: nucleic acid binding. Gene Ontology annotation, biological process: DNA integration. The coding region runs from base 1 to 1374 and encodes 457 amino acids. The transcript has a single exon.